AAGCUGUUUCAGCCCUGUCUAUCUUUGAAAAAUAUGUAUAUAUAAAAUUUAUACACACACAUUAGCAAGAAAAAGGUGUAGUCGUGAGUCAAUCAGUGUGUGUAGUGCGUGUGUGGUUUGAUAUUUCUUUGUUUUUGCCGCUCGUGAUGAGAUAGAAAGUGAUGAAGGAGGAAAGCUAGGAAAGGGAAAAGAAAAAAAAAAGACUUUGUCUUUUUGUGGGGAUUUGGAGAGGUGGGAGUGGAGGGAUAGAGUUAUUCGUUGGAGUUGAAAAAGGGGGUGCCUUUUUCUAUUUUUAAAGGUGUAACCUUUUUCAAUAAUCAUUUGUUGAAUAUUCGAUUUUUUUAGCCCCCAUUUGUGAAGUAGAUCCCUUGUGCUGAUUCUUGAAUUAGAAAUAUCUCUCUCUAGACUCUAGAUAAGUUUGGAGGAAUGAAUGGUGGUGUUGAUCUUGAUUCAGAAGAUUCUGAGUUUGUGGAAGUUGAUCCCACUGGGAGAUAUGGAAGGUAUAAUGAGAUUCUUGGAAAGGGGGCUUCAAAGACUGUUUAUAGAGCUUUUGAUGAGUAUGAAGGGAUAGAGGUAGCUUGGAACCAAGUUAAGCUAUAUGAUUUUCUGCAGAGCCCUGAGGAUCUUGAAAGGCUGUAUUGUGAAAUACAUCUUCUCAAGACUCUAAAGCACAAGAAUAUCAUGAAGCUAUGCACUUCAUGGGUCGAUACGGCUAACAGAAAUAUCAAUUUCGUGACCGAAAUGUUCACUUCUGGCACCCUUAGACAGUAUAGGUUGAAGCAUAGGAGGGUGAAUAUAAGAGCAAUAAAGCAUUGGUGUAGGCAGAUUCUUCAAGGCCUACUCUAUCUCCAUAGCCAUGAUCCUCCUGUGAUUCACAGAGACCUCAAGUGCGACAACAUCUUCAUCAACGGGAACCAAGGGGAGGUCAAGAUUGGCGACCUUGGCCUUGCUGCAAUCCUCAGGAAAUCGCAUGCUGCUUGUUGUGUAGGGACACCGGAGUUCAUGGCUCCAGAGGUGUACGAGGAGGAAUACAAUGAAUUAGUUGACAUUUACUCCUUUGGAAUGUGCAUUUUGGAAAUGGUGACGUUUGAGUAUCCGUAUAGCGAAUGCACUCACCCAGCCCAAAUUUAUAAGAAAGUGAUCUCUGGGAAGAAACCCGAGGCUCUAUACAAGGUCGAGGAUGCUGAGGUUCGUGCAUUUGUUGAGAAAUGCCUAGCAACCGUCUCGAACAGGUUGUCUGCGUGGGAGCUUCUCAAUGACCCCUUUCUUCAUAUAGAUGAUUACAUUUAUGACAUGAGGCCACCGACAGGUUAUCAGAGGGACUACGACGAGUUAGGCCCCAUUUUGAGCCAACAUCUUAUGAGUACUUAUCAUAGCACCAGCAGCUCUUUAGUCAAUGGCUGCAACAACUAUCUUGGCUAUGAGCCGGAGAAUGACCUAGACUGCAACUCAGUGGAGUAUGAGGGCAACGAGAUCGAACUGUUCACGAGCCAUGAGGACGACCACGGGGGAAAUGUAGACGUGGUGAUCAAAGGGAGGAGAACUGAGGACGACAACAUCUUUCUUCGACUCAGGAUCGCAGACAAAGAAGGCCCCAUUCGCAACAUCUACUUCCCGUUCGACACUGAGACCGACACAGCCCUGUGUGUGGCGACUGAGAUGGUGGCGGAGCUUGACAUCAUGGACCAGGACGUGACUGAGAUUGCCAAGAUGAUAGACGGUGAGAUCGCCUUGUUGGUGCCCGAGUGGAGAAGCGGGGUCGGUUUUGAAGACAGCAGUCCCAACAACAAGACCAUAAACCGAUGUCACAUCUGCACCUCAGAUGGCUCCGAUGCAGCAGGCUACUCCUUGCAAGUCCUUCAGUGCCCGAAACACGGAUGUGGGGCCGUGCACGGACGUUUUGAAGAGAUUACGUACCCCUUUGAAGGGGACGAGCAGCAGUAGCAAACUGAUUUCGGAUAUUAAGCGCGAUAACAACUUGACAGUUGAAGAAGCAAAAGGCUUGCCAUUCGUCUCAACCGAGGCUGGAAUGAAGGGAGGGUGGUUCUGAGCCAGCACACGAGCUCUUGUAGUCCGUUGCAGCGCAUCUCCGUCCUCAACCAUUGCUCGCUCAGACGAGGCAACGGGCGUGUAAAGCAUAUACUUAUAGUAAGUACUGAGGAUUAGGGAAAGAUGUCAAGUUAUGAUAGUUUUGGUGCAGCUGUGUAGAUUGUGAGCUUGAAUGGAAGAAGGUACACACACUCAAUGCUCAGAAAUAUGAAAAUUUUGUAUCAGAAAUUAAUAUGUUAACAUUUAUUAUUGAUAUUGAUUUGAUCACUCUAUUUACUAA
Molecule: messenger RNA, 2329 nt
Organism: Salvia hispanica
Lineage: Eukaryota; Viridiplantae; Streptophyta; Magnoliopsida; Lamiales; Lamiaceae
Product: serine/threonine-protein kinase WNK1-like
Biological process (GO): protein phosphorylation
Molecular function (GO): protein serine/threonine kinase activity; ATP binding
Source: RefSeq, a predicted model, not a curated record